Molecule: messenger RNA, 1038 nt
Organism: Magallana angulata
Lineage: Eukaryota; Metazoa; Mollusca; Bivalvia; Ostreida; Ostreidae
Exons: 3
Coding region: 52-1038 (328 amino acids)
Source: RefSeq, a predicted model, not a curated record
CAAGUUGGUUCUUUUUUGAUUUGUGAAAUACCUUUUAAAAGGAAACUGAAGAUGAUCAAGAUGAUGAUCACUGUUGUCUUCCUAUGUAUCGCAUCUGGUACUACUGCAUUUCCAGUCCAGACGAUGUGCGGACAUUUUGGAUGUAUUCCAGGUCAGAGAGAACAGGGAGUUCACAGCAACGAUAUCAGUAUUCAUCGCAAUAAAAUAGAUAGUACAUUUAAUGGUUUAAACGCUGGUGAUUUUGCAGCUGCUGUAAGGCAUUUCAAUGCUGCAUCUAAAGCAUCAACGGCCAUUGGUGCUGCAUCAGCUGGACCUUCUAUUAUAAGACAACAUGCAAAUACUGAAGCACUUGACUUACUUAGUAAUGGAAUUGAAAGUAGAUUUGUAGGAUUUGACCCAGAAAAGCUAACUGCAGCUCUUGAUGCUGCUGCAAGCUCUAGGACUCAAAAAGAUGGCCAAAGCUUGAGUAUGGAAAGUGAACUGGACUCUAAGCUAACAUUUAGUUGGGAAAACCCUACUUCUGUUAUUAACCCUGCCACUGCAACUGGCUUUAAUGCUAAAACUAUUACUAGCGCUACCCAGGAUAUAAGAGAACCAAGUGUUGCAGCAGAGGUUUCUCAACCAUUUGUUCCAAAUGGAGCAAGUAUCCAAUCAGCAAAUAUUCAACAUCAAGGCGGAAUAGUUGGGUUGAUAUCUAGCAGUACUAAUUAUAGAGGUGUUUCUACCAGUGAAUUAAAUGCUAACAUUGAUGAAACAGGAAGAUUUAUGCAUUUCCCAAAUCAUAACAGUGGGUCAUUAGCAGGAUUAUUCACAAAUGGUUACAAUCAAAAUAACCCUGUUGUAGACCAGAUAUUUUUUGCUGAUACUGAUGCUUCUCGACCGCUUUGGAUCACUGGUAGUAGUACUUAUGUAGGACCAUCUGGAAUUAUAGGUACUCAAAGUGUGCCUAGCAGAAAGAGUGUCAACUGGUGCCAUUGUCAUGCUUACAGGGAACUGCUGGUCCGAUUUAAACAAGGAACUGUUGGUCUGAUUAGCUGA